This is a messenger RNA of Entelurus aequoreus (snake pipefish), 5690 nucleotides long. RefSeq names its product ATP-binding cassette, sub-family C (CFTR/MRP), member 6a (gene abcc6a). Gene Ontology annotation, molecular function: ATP binding; ATP hydrolysis activity; ABC-type transporter activity. Gene Ontology annotation, cellular component: membrane. Gene Ontology annotation, biological process: transmembrane transport. The record is from RefSeq and is a predicted model, not a curated record. The coding region runs from base 1 to 4494 and encodes 1497 amino acids. The transcript has 31 exons. Lineage: Eukaryota; Metazoa; Chordata; Actinopteri; Syngnathiformes; Syngnathidae.
AUGGCGUGGCGGGUGGCUUUACCGGAAAAAGAGGGAGCAUCAGCGUCAUCUCGAGCAGCCUCGCCGGGAAAUAAAAGGAGUUGGGACUGGAACCGCACUUGGUACACAGCCAACCCAGAUUUGACAGAGUGUUUUCAGAACACCGUUCUAGUGUGGGUGCCCUGUGCGUAUCUGUGGUUGCUGGCCCCCAUCUACUGCCUUCACCUUUACUGCCAUGAUCAUGGACGCAUUCAGAUGUCCCCCCUCUGCAUCGCCAAGAUGGCGCUCGGCUUUCUGUUGGCCUCCUUCGGCUUUGUGGAGUUCUUCUACAUUCUGUUGGAGAGGAGCCAGGAGAUAGAGCAGCACAUAGUCUUCCUUCUUAGCCCCAUCGUACGCAGCCUGACUGUGAUCCUGGCUUUAUGUAUCAUCCAGUUGGAAAGAAUACGAGGUUGUCGCUCUUCUGUAUUCCUCUUCCUCUUCUGGGUCUUGGCUGUUGUUUGUUCCCUGGUGCCUCUGAGAGCAAAGAUCCAGCUGGCCCUGGAUGAGGGCAUUGCCUCCGAUACGGUGCGAUAUCUGGCCUUCUUCUCCUACUUCGCCAUCCAACUGGUCCAGCUCUUCUUGUGCUGCUUUGCCGACCUGCCUCCUGAGGGGGAAAGUGUCUGGGGAAAGAAUCCUUGCCCUGUGAAAGACGCUUCGUUUCUGUCUAAGAUCCUCUUCUGGUGGUUUACUGGACUUGUUGUGAAGGGCUAUCGCACUCCCCUAGCGGCGGAGGACCUGUGGACGUUGAGAGAGGAAGACACGUCACACAAAAUCAUCUCUGAGCUGCAGGAGGACUGGACGGCCGAAUGUGCCAAAAUUCAAAAGCAGGAGAAGGCCCUGACGUCAGGUGUAGCACUGGGGAGCAGGUUGCCUGACCAAGCUCAGCUCCUCAGGAAGCUUCACAAGGAGCAGAGCUCUGGUUUCUUCCUGCUCAGAACUCUGGCACGCAAGUUUGGUCCCUACUUCCUGACCGGCACCAUGUGUAUCAUAUUCCAUGAUGCCUUCAUGUUCGCCAUUCCCCAGGUGUUGAGUCUUCUCCUGGACUUCAUCAGGGAUGAAGAUGCUCCAUUGUGGAAGGGCUACUUCUACGCUACUCUGAUGUUCCUGCUCUCUUGCCUCCAGUCCCUCUUCAACCAUCAGUACAUGUACACUUGCUUCACAGUGGGAAUGAGGGUUAAGACGGCUGUCAUGGGCUUGGUUUACAGAAAGUCUUUGGUGAUAAACAGCGCUGCCAGGAGGACUUGCACCGUCGGGGAGAUUGUCAAUUUGGUUUCAGCUGACACCCAGAAGCUCAUGGACUUUGUGGUUUACUUCAACGCUGUGUGGCUUGCGCCUAUAGAAAUCGCCCUUUGCCUCUUCUUCCUUUGGCAACACCUUGGACCAUCAGCUUUAGCAGGAAUCGCCACAGUCAUUCUCAUUUUCCCUCUGAAUGGACUGAUAGCCAAGAAAAGGAGCAAGCUGCAGGAGAUUCAAAUGAAGUUUAUGGAUGGCCGCAUCAGACUAAUGAACGAGAUUUUGAAUGGGAUAAAGAUUCUAAAGUUCUACGCCUGGGAAAAGGCCUUCUUGGAGCAAGUUCUGGGUUACAGACAAAAAGAACUAAAGGCCCUGAAGAAAUCCCAGAUCCUUUACUCCAUCUCUAUUGCAUCUUUCAAUUCUUCAUCUUUCAUGAUUGCUUUUGCAAUGUUUGGAGUUUACGUAACGCUUGACGACAAAAACAUCCUGGAUGCUCAGAAGGUUUUUGUUUCAAUGGCGCUGAUCAACAUUCUGAAGACGCCUCUCAGCCAACUUCCAUUUGCAAUAAGCACGACCAUGCAGGCUGUGGUUUCCCUAAAACGUCUGGGAAAGUAUCUGUGUUCAGAAGAACUCAAAGUGGACAAUGUAUUAAAGGCUCUAAUUAGUUCGGAUGGAGAGGAUGUGACGAUUGAAAAUGGAACUUUCAGCUGGUCUACAGAAGGCCCUCCAUGUCUUAAAAAGAUCUCCAUCCGUGUGCCGCGGGGUUCCCUGGUGGCCGUGGUCGGACACGUGGGCAGCGGGAAGUCCUCUUUAUUGUCCGCCAUGCUUGGAGAAACAGAGAAAAGAAGUGGCCAUGUCAGUGUGAAGGGUUCUACCGCAUAUGUGCCCCAGCAGGCCUGGAUCCAGAAUGCCACAGUCCAAGACAAUAUCAUAUUUGGCCGUGAGAAGCUGAAGACUUGGUACCAUCGUGUGCUGGAGGCCUGCGCCCUGCUGCCUGACCUAAACAUCCUACCUGCUGGAGAUGCAACGGAAAUUGGAGAAAAGGGACUAAACCUCUCAGGUGGACAGAAGCAAAGGGUGAGCCUGGCCCGGGCUGUCUAUAGAAAAGCAGAUGUGUAUUUGCUGGAUGACCCGCUGUCUGCUGUUGACGCACACGUCGGGCAGCACAUUUUCGAAAAAGUUAUCGGACCCAAAGGCGUACUUCGAGACAAGACCCGUAUCUUGGUGACCCAUGGGAUGAGCUUCCUGCCGCAGGCUGACCUCAUCCUCGUCCUCGUGAACGGAGAAAUCACAGAGAGCGGCUCAUACCAGGAACUCCUUAGCCGCCGUGGCGCUUUUGCGGACUUCAUCCACACCUUCGCAAGCGGAGAGAGGAAAGAGAGCACCAUACAAAGAGCUGGUUCAAGGAGGUCCAAUGCUCGUCUCAGCAUGGUUGAUUUCAUGCCAUUCUCCAGAGAUUUAUCUCAGGAGCAGCUCAUUGGAGGCGACACAACUAAUACAAACCUGCAGAAUAUGGAGCCCGUGUCUGAAGCCGAGCAGGAACAAGUUCAGAAGGACCUCGGCAAGCUGACGGUGGUUGAUAAGGCCCGCACUGGAAGAGUGAGGCUGGAUAUGUACCAAAAGUACUUUAAGACCAUCGGCCUGGCCAUCAUCAUCCCUAUUGUCUUCUUGUACGCCUUUCAACAGGGAGCCUCGCUGGCCUAUAACUACUGGCUCAGCAUGUGGGCCGAUGACCCAAUCGUUAACGGUACUCAGACUGAUGCAGACCUGAAACUAGCCGUUUUUGGAGCGCUGGGCUUUGUUCAAGGCGUUGCCAUCUUUGGUACCACUUUGGCUAUCUCUCUAUGCGGUAUCAUCGCCUCCCGCCACUUGCACAUGGAUCUGCUGGUCAACGUUUUGCGUUCGCCGAUGUCUUUCUUCGAGUGCACUCCCAGUGGAAACUUGCUCAACCGCUUUGCCAAAGAGAUUGACGCCAUUGACUGCAUGGUGCCCGAGGGCCUGAAGAUGAUGCUGAGCUACGUCUUUAAACUCUUGGAGAGCUUCUACGUUGCCACAUCCUGCCAGCUGCGGAGACUGGAAGCUGUGAGCCGCUCCCCUAUCUACACCCACUUCAACGAGACGGUACAGGGCGCCAGCGUCAUUCGGGCCUUUGGCGAUCAGUCCAGGUUUAUUCUACAGGCUAAUGACAGGGUAGACUUCAAUCAGACCUCCUACUUCCCCCGAUUUGUGGCCACGCGAUGGUUGGCAGUCAAUCUGGAGUUUGUUGGCAAUGGAGUGGUGUUAGCAGCCGCCAUUCUUUCUGUAAUGGGAAGGAACACCCUUAGUCCUGGCAUAGUGGGUCUGGUUGUGUCACACUCCCUUCAGGUGACUGGAAUCCUGAGCUGGAUUGUCAGAUCCUGGACCGAUGUAGAAAACAACAUUGUUUCGGUGGAGAGAGUCAAUGAGUAUGCUGACACUGCAAAAGAGGCCAGCUGGAGCCUGGAAGGCAGCUCUUUGCCGCUGGCCUGGCCCCAGACAGGCACCAUCGAGUUUCAGGACUAUGGGCUUCAGUACCGCAAAGGCUUGGAGUUGGCUUUGAAAGGCAUUACCUUGCAGAUCCAUGAACGAGAGAAAGUGGGCAUUGUUGGAAGGACGGGAGCUGGGAAAUCCUCACUUGCUUUGGGAAUAUUCCGAAUUUUAGAGGCAGCAAAGGGAAAGAUUUUUAUUGAUGGAGUCAACAUCGCUGACAUUGGACUCCAUGAUCUCCGAUCACGCAUUACGAUCAUUCCUCAGGACCCUGUGCUGUUCUCUGGCUCCUUACGGAUGAACCUCGACCCCUUUGACACCUACACAGAUGAAGAUGUUUGGAAUUCACUGGAACUUGCCCACCUCAAGAACUUUGUAUCCAACCUGCCUGACAAACUCAACCAUGAAUGCUCAGAGGGGGGAGAGAACCUAAGUUUGGGUCAGCGCCAACUUGUGUGCCUGGCAAGAGCUUUGCUGAGGAAAACCAAGAUCCUGGUCCUGGACGAGGCAACAGCCGCGGUGGACCUGGAGACCGACACACUGAUCCAGUCGACGAUCCGCACACAGUUUGAAGACUGUACUGUCCUAACCAUUGCUCACCGCCUCAACACUAUCAUGGACUACACAAGAGUGAUUGUUAUGGACCGAGGCCACAUCUCUGAAAUUGAUUCUCCAGCCAACCUCAUCGCACAGCAGGGACAGUUCUUCCGAAUGUGCCAAGAAGCUGGGCUGGUCUAAGUCUUUUACAGUUCUCAGACCACGUUUGCUCCCGUGCAAACUUGGCACCUUUCUGUUUUUUUGUAUGGCUUUUCAACAAAAGUUGAAUCAGCCCUUCCAGGCAUUGUGGCAGCUGCAAGCAGGGCAUUACGAUUGACUGUCCAGAAACGCUGCAGACGCUAGUCUUGGGUUUUUCACACAUGGACAUGCGGUCCGGAAGUUGUUAACCUCAAAUUAUGAACAUUCAAACAAAGCUAUAGCGGGUUGCUGGGAGUGUGCAAGCGAUUGGUAAUGUAUAUAGAGAAAGUGGAAUCUUUUUUUUUACUAUUUGAGGCUGAAGCCUGGAAUGAAAGAGGAGCACAGAUUAUAAAGACUUGUAUUCCCCUUUUCAAUGGGAACAGUAUUAUUGUAGUCGUUUUCUAUGUGUUUUAUAGCACAUGACAUGUAUUUCAUGUUUUCUCAGGCUUUAACGUUGAUGUUUACUUACACUUUCCAAAAGCCUCGAAUGCCAAAAAAAAAAAGGUCAUUUGCUUUUAUAUUUUGCUUGACUGUCCUAGAAAGGAGGACAGGGGGAAUACUCUGGCAUACUGACCCUCCAAAGGGUUCAACCUGGCAAAUGUGAGGGAAGUGAGGUUUUUCAUAACCAUCGGAAAUUAUUUAGAAGCGGCCAAAAUGGAAUAUAUGACAGAGAACAGGAGACAAACAAUAGUGUUGGACCGAGACAUUCACAGGCUGGGUAUUUCUGUCAAAGUAAACACAUCCAAGGAAACCGUGUUGGUUAGAUUUAACCUGAUUUCUGAAUCUGAAAAACCGCCAUGAAUGCAGAGAAUGUCUCUUUGAAACAAUGACAAUAAAUCUUGGUGAGUGACUGUCCCUCCGCCACCACCACACAACUCAGGCCAUACGUAUAUCUAUAUAUAUAGAUUUACAGAGAAUUCACUAUUGUUCUAUUUUUUCCAGAAUUUACAGUGUAGAUAGUCCGCAAAAACCUUUUGCCUUGAUUCCAAGAAUGGUAUGAACUUUUCACAGAGAAAACUCAUACGCUGGUUUUGUCUUACUGGUUUAGACAAUAUACACAAAGUAUAAACCAUGUAGUUUAUUUUUGUGGUUUUUUUCAAAAUUCUGAGAAAUGUAUUAUAUUUAUACUUUUUAUAACAAGCUAUUUCAUUUUUCACUGAUCGAUGUAUAUUAUUGUAUUGUUUUGUUGUAUACAUAAA